Molecule: messenger RNA, 1452 nt
Organism: Thalassophryne amazonica
Lineage: Eukaryota; Metazoa; Chordata; Actinopteri; Batrachoidiformes; Batrachoididae
Gene: cacnb3b
Product: calcium channel, voltage-dependent, beta 3b
Exons: 14
Coding region: 45-1214 (389 amino acids)
Biological process (GO): regulation of voltage-gated calcium channel activity; chemical synaptic transmission; calcium ion transmembrane transport
Cellular component (GO): voltage-gated calcium channel complex
Molecular function (GO): protein binding; high voltage-gated calcium channel activity
Source: RefSeq, a predicted model, not a curated record
CCACCGAGGUUGAGCUGAAGUGACCAGGAUCCUGUUAAUUGCGGAUGUCCCUCACCAAUUCAAGCGUCUUUCUGCUUAAUGAGGGUUCAGCCGAUUCCUACACUAGUCGACCGUCGGAUUCCGACCUGUCCCUGGAGGAGGACCAGGAGGCGUCUCGGCGUGAAGCCGAGCGCCAGGCUCAGCAGCAGCUGGAGAGAGCCAAGUCUAAACCAGUAGCAUUUGCAGUAAAAACUAAUGUGAGUUACUGUGGGGCCCUUGAUGAAGAUUGUCCAGUCCAAGGUGCUGCUAUUAACUUUGAAGCCAAAGACUUUCUGCACAUUAAAGAGAAAUACAACAACGACUGGUGGAUUGGCAGGCUGGUGAAAGAAGGGGCGGACAUCACUUUCAUCCCGAGCCCAGUCAAACUGGAAGCCAUUAGGAUCAAACAGGAGCAGAAACAAGCAGCAAGGAAAACAGGAAAUGCUUCCUCCGGAGGCUGGAGGUCUACCCCUCCGUCUGCAGCCAAACAGAAGCAGAAACAGACUGAGCAUGUUCCUCCAUAUGAUGUGGUUCCAUCUAUGCGGCCAGUGGUGCUGGUGGGUCCUUCAUUGAAAGGCUAUGAGGUAACAGACAUGAUGCAGAAAGCCUUGUUUGACUUCCUGAAGCACAGAUUUGAUGGCAGGAUCUCCAUUACGAGGGUGACUGCUGAUUUGUCACUUGCUAAGCGCUCAGUGCUGAACAAAAAGGCCAUCAUGGAACGAUCCAACACACGCUCCAGUCUGGUUGAGGUGCAGAGUGAGAUUGAGAGGAUCUUUGAGCUGGCCAAGUCUCUUCAACUGGUCGUUCUUGAUGCAGACACCAUCAACCACCCAGCACAGCUCCUCAAAACAUCGUUGGCUCCCAUCAUCGUCUAUGUCAAAGUCUCUUCACCUAAAGUUCUUCAGAGGUUGAUCAAGUCACGAGGGAAGUCACAGAGCAAACACCUCAAUGUCCAGAUGAUGGCAGGGGACAAGCUGGCUCAGUGUCCGCCUGAAAUGUUUGAUGUGAUUCUUGAUGAGAACCAGCUGGAAGAUGCAUGUGAACAUCUGGCAGAGUAUCUGGACAUUUACUGGCGUGCCACUCACUUCCCUUGUUCUGCUCCAGUCAACAACCCCUUACUGGACCAAAGUGUGAUCACCCCACCCUCAGCUAACUCCAGCCAACAGUUUUCUGAGACUCAAGAAUUGAUAGAAUGAUCACUGUCACAAACACAGCCUCCUGCUCCUCUGCAGGAACAUCCUGUGCUCGCCACUGGGGUCACGCUACGAGGUCAUAGAGCACGGGAACUGGGGCGCCACCAGGGGGCAGCAUCAGCAACCCUUAUCUCACUGUAGCCAGCCACCGCCUUCUCUGGUUAAAAAAGGGGUGGAGUGGAGACCAAGAGGUGAGCCCCCUGAGCGAGAAGGAGCAGGAGGCUGGUGUGCCAGAGCAAGA